Messenger RNA from Dichomitus squalens LYAD-421 SS1, 702 nucleotides. RefSeq lists its product as uncharacterized. Bases 1 to 702 code for a protein of 233 amino acids. The record is from RefSeq and is a predicted model, not a curated record. NCBI's taxonomy places the organism in Eukaryota, Fungi, Basidiomycota, Agaricomycetes, Polyporales, Polyporaceae. The transcript is spliced from 2 exons.
AUGUCCGAAUGGGCCUGGAAGAAUGACGACUCCUUGACCGAGGGAACCACCGACCCCGACUUUGAUGCGUAUCAAAGCAAGACCUGCAAUGGGGAGACUUACUUAUUCGGGGGACCCGAGCUGUCGAAGCAGUGGCUCGGAGCGAGCCCGGACCGUGUAAACCUCGGAAGGGUCGAGCUGGCAUUACGAAGCGAGGAGGGCGCUGUCAUUGGUAUAACGGAGGCCGAACUGGAGGGCACGAGACAGAGGCUGGACCUACGGACAGGGACGAUGACGAGCAGCCUCCAAUGGCAAGGCGCGGAUGUGGUCGUACAGACGAUCUCAGCGCAGAGCAGCGACGCGGUCGGUUUCACUGCCACAUCCUCGCUGCUCGAGAGGGGCCAUCUCGAGGAGAACCGCUGCAUCCUCUCGCCGACACGGUCGAGCUCAUCCUUCUCGCUUGCAGUCGUUUAUGUGCCCGCAUUGCUAAGGACGAUCCCGACUGACGUUCAGACGGAAUCCAGGCGCGUGUGGGAGGACUACUGGUCCGCAGAAGGGUUCGUCGACCCUGUAACAGGAUCGAGCGACUCUCGCGCAGACGCGCUCCAGAGGCGGAUCAUCCUGUUGCAGUACCUGAUGCGCGUCAACGAGGCGGGCGACUCGCCGCCGCAGGAGCUACGCGCGUGCGAUGCUUCUUCCUUCCAAAGGGGCUCCAAGUGCUGA